AUGAACAAUAAAAAGCACAUUUCGCCUGUUACCAUCUGGCUCUAUCGCUCUCUUAAGUCAAAGAAGUUGUUUCAUGCCUUUCUCAAAGACAACAAGCAGUUGAAGCUAGCUCUUUUGCAAAUACUACACUCUUUUAAGAAUGGAUUUAUCUAUGGAGCCAAAUUGAGAUGUGCUCAUUCAAUCGUUUUAUUGUUUUUAUUGUCCAGCACAAGUUCGUUAUUCCAGCUUAGAAUGAAAAUUCAAAAGGUGAUAAUCAACUCGAUAAAGCAUGGCGUAUCCUUGGGAACCUAUGCGAUUAUUUACAAGUCCAUCUUAUAUUCCCUUAAAUACAUCAAAUCAAUAUCCGCGAGCAGCAAUUUUAACCAAUAUAUAAAUAAUGCAGAUGUUCAAAAUAUUCAUUUUGCUAUAAACACGAAUCAAAAUCAAAAUCAAAAUCUGAAUCAAAGAAUCUUGUUUCAUAAAAGCACUCCAUUUGAUACGUUUUUGGCUGGGUUUAUCAGUGGUUGUUUAGUUUUUGGUGAUAUCAUUCCAGUUUUUUCUAAUUCUAUAACAUAUCAAAUAACUUUGUAUUGUCUAUCAAGAAUCUUACUUUCAUUGGGCAAAUCUGUUGGUGUUCUUUUAUCUAAAAAUAAUUUAAUCAAUAUUCUUUGCAAUCUUAAAAAAUUUAAUGAUAUAAAUAAUAUCAGUGAUAUAAAUAAUAUCAGUGAUAUAAAUAAUAAGAUUACCAGUGCCAAUCGUUUAUUAAACUAUAAAAAAAUUCAAAAAAUUUCAUGGUUUUUAACUUCUGCAAUUGUUUGGGGUUUGAUUAUGACAUACCAUAAGUUUCAAGCAGACCAUUUGAAUCCAUCUUUAUUAUCUUCUAUGGACUAUAUUUAUAAUGAUUACCACUGGAGCUCAUUUUUUGAGUUUAUUUUUGGCAAAUAA
Messenger RNA from Ascoidea rubescens DSM 1968, 924 nucleotides. RefSeq lists its product as uncharacterized. Gene Ontology annotation, cellular component: peroxisomal membrane. NCBI's taxonomy places the organism in Eukaryota, Fungi, Ascomycota, Saccharomycetes, Ascoideales, Ascoideaceae. The transcript has a single exon. The record is from RefSeq and is a predicted model, not a curated record. Bases 1 to 924 code for a protein of 307 amino acids.